Molecule: messenger RNA, 561 nt
Organism: Suillus paluster
Lineage: Eukaryota; Fungi; Basidiomycota; Agaricomycetes; Boletales; Suillaceae
Exons: 6
Coding region: 1-561 (186 amino acids)
Source: RefSeq, a predicted model, not a curated record
AUGCAGCUUUCCCUUGUUUUCACCACACUCGUCUCCUUUGCUGCUCUUGCUGCAGCUUAUCCUGCACUAGGGGUUGCCGGGGCGGCACGUGCUUCUUUGGACGAACGAGAAGUCGCCUGCAGCCCCUAUGGUGGCGGGAGGCGUUACGAACGAGAAGUUGACUGCGGCCCCUACGGUGGCGGCCGGGAGGCGUUAUCAUCUGGGGUGGUCAAGGUGUUAGAAGCGAUGCUGGUACUUAUAGUACCUCAGCAAAGUCCGUUGGGCGCUAGCCAGCUGCCGGCCACAUCACCUGACAUCACGGGCACGACUCAUUCAAAAAUGCCCACUAGAAAAGCAACCGUUAACAAGACUGGCUGGUGUUCCUUCAAGUGGGCGGGGUGGAUCAGGCUGCGGUGUUUUGAGUGUACUUCCCGCGUAACUACUGAUGAGAUCAAGGUGGAUAGAUAUCGGUUCAAACGGGAUAGAUUCUCGAAAUUAUGGAGAGCAGCUGUCUUCACUUCAUGUAUAGCGUUAGUGUUUUAUGCCAUCAUCGUAUUAUUCGGUGCUUCUUCUGCAAGGUAA